Molecule: messenger RNA, 787 nt
Organism: Acanthoscelides obtectus
Lineage: Eukaryota; Metazoa; Arthropoda; Insecta; Coleoptera; Chrysomelidae
Source: the annotation of a GenBank genome assembly
CUCAUCAAUGACUAUACCAACAGCCACAAAGAGCGUACAAAGCUAUUGUAUUCAAAAAUAAAUUCUGAUCUCAUUCAAAACAAAGAGAAAACGCUAGAACGGGUUAACAGAGAUUGCGAUAGUCCGGCUAUACUUGAUAACCGAGAAACAGUAUAUGCCAAAAAGCAUGUUAGAAAAAAGCACGCCAACAAAUUCUCAAAGCCGUGCCGACUACAAAGUGUUAAUACGUAGAAAAAGACCGUCACGACGGACCAGCACGGAAAAGUGCAUGUAAGUAAUUUGAAACGUCCUCUACGCAAACUUUAUUCGGUUGACUAAGCCUCGAGCAAUUAGAUAAGAAAGUAUGUUCCCAGGAAUCAUAGGAAUCCAUGGUACGAUAACGUUGAAGAAUUUAGAACAUAACCUAGGGGUCUGUUCAAAGUAUGUCAUCCCUUCUGGAAAAUAUCUUGUAAAGAAUGAGUUGUACUUCGCCUUUGCGGAAGACGCAUGGGCGGAAACGGUCGCAAAACAGUACGUUUGUAAGGAACUAGAUUUAAGAAGAAUCAGAGAAUCCAAUCCCUGUAAAGUUCAAGUCCUGGAACAUAAAACUCCCACUACCUGCCGAGAAGUAGAAGCCGUAAUCACAGGGCCAGUAAUGAAGAAACUGCAUGAUUUCGGACAAUGGAUCUUGCUUAUACCCAAUGAAACCACCAUGACAUUAAGCUGUCAAGAAGGCCAAGAAACAGUCAAAGUUUUGGGAUCCUACUUAGCCGAAAUUCCAGUCGGUUGUACACUGGAACUAAAUUAA